Molecule: messenger RNA, 6795 nt
Organism: Taeniopygia guttata (zebra finch)
Lineage: Eukaryota; Metazoa; Chordata; Aves; Passeriformes; Estrildidae
Gene: SLC9A3
Product: solute carrier family 9 member A3
Biological process (GO): proton transmembrane transport; sodium ion import across plasma membrane; potassium ion transmembrane transport
Cellular component (GO): apical plasma membrane; plasma membrane; brush border membrane
Molecular function (GO): potassium:proton antiporter activity; sodium:proton antiporter activity
Source: RefSeq, a predicted model, not a curated record
UGCACGGAGCCCCUGAGCCGUCCUUCGCCGCCCCGCGCGAGGCGACGCCUGGCGCGGCCGGCGCUGGGCGGGACAGGAGGGGACACAGGGGACCCUGCCGCCGCCGGCCGCGCGCGCCGCUGUCCCGCCGUCCUGAGCCGUCGGGCUUGUCUCUGCCAAAGGACAAGGACCUCGCCCCCAAGGACCUCCGAAGAGGCGGGAUCUCUCCGGGAAGGGGAAGCAGGAUUUCGUAGUGUGGCUUGAAGAUGAGGCAGGUAUCUGGAGUGGCGCUCCUCCUGGGGCUGAUGGCUCUCCCAGCGGCGCUGGGACAGAGAAGCUCGGAAAGCCAUAAGAAUAGCAACCAAAGCUUUGCCAUCGUCUCUUUCAAAUGGGAUCACGUCAAGGAGCCCUAUAUCAUUGCACUCUGGAUACUCGUGGCCAGCUUGGCCAAAAUCGUUUUCCACUUGUCCCACAAAGUCACUCGGGUGGUACCAGAAAGCGCUCUGCUGAUUGUCCUUGGUCUUUUCCUCGGUGGCAUUGUAUGGGCAGCAGAUCACAUUGCCUCCUUCCCCCUGACACCAACUGUAUUUUUCUUCUAUUUGCUUCCCCCCAUUGUUUUGGAUGCUGGGUAUUUUAUGCCAAAUAGAUUGUUCUUUGGAAAUCUUGGCUCCAUCCUUUUGUAUGCCGUCAUUGGGACAGUGUGGAAUGCUGCCACAACUGGUUUAUCUCUCUACGGUGUCUAUCUGACAGGAAUAAUGGGUGAACUUCACUCUGGACUGCUGGACUUUCUCCUGUUUGGCAGCUUAAUUGCUGCUGUGGAUCCUGUAGCUGUUCUGGCAGUGUUUGAAGAAGUCCAUGUCAAUGAAGUUCUAUUCAUCAUUGUUUUUGGAGAAUCACUUCUGAAUGAUGCUGUAACUGUGGUGCUGUACAAUGUGUUUGACUCUUUUGUUGCGAUAGGUCCAACGAAUGUGACAGGAAUUGAAUGUCUCAAAGGCAUAGUGUCAUUCUUCGUGGUGAGCCUUGGUGGGACACUGGUUGGAAUUUUCUUUGCAUUCCUGCUCUCAUUGGUCAGUCGUUUCACCAAGCAUGUGAGGAUCAUUGAACCUGGAUUUGUGUUUAUCAUUUCCUACCUGUCAUACCUCACAGCAGAGAUGCUUUCUCUUUCUGCCAUCUUAGCGAUAACCUUUUGUGGCAUUUGCUGUCAGAAAUAUGUCAAGGCUAACAUAUCUGAACAGUCUUCUACAACUGUAAAAUAUACUAUGAAAAUGCUAGCCAGUGGAGCAGAAACUAUUAUCUUCAUGUUCCUGGGUAUUUCGGCUGUGGAUCCAAAUAUCUGGACAUGGAAUACAGCUUUUAUUCUGUUGACUCUGGUCUUCAUUUCUGUAUAUAGAGUUAUUGGUGUCAUUAUACAGACGUGGAUUCUUAACCGCUACAGAACUGUCCAGCUGGAGAUAAUAGAUCAGGUGGUGAUGUCCUACGGUGGACUACGAGGAGCAGUUGCUUUUGCUCUUGUUGCACUUCUGGAUGAGAAUAAAGUAAAAGACAGAAACCUGUUUGUCAGCACGACUAUCAUUGUUGUGUUUUUUACUGUUAUAUUCCAGGGACUGACUAUCAAACCUUUGGUACAGUGGCUGAAAGUGAAGAAAACUGAACACAGAGAACCAAAACUGAAUGAGAAACUUCAUGGCAGAGCCUUUGAUCACAUUCUUUCUGCUAUAGAAGACAUUUCUGGACAAAUAGGGCAUCAUUAUCUGAGAGACAAGUGGUCCAAUUUUGAUAGGAAAUACCUCAGAAAAAUACUGAUGAGAAGGUCUGCUCAAAAAUCAAGGGACCAAAUCCUUAAUGUUUUCCAUGAGCUCAACUUGAAGGAUGCAAUUAGCUAUGUGGCUGAGGGAGAACGUAGAGGUUCACUGGCCUUUAUACGUUCUCCAAGUACAGACAACAUGGUAAAUGUGGAUUUCAGCACUCCGCUCCCAAGCACCGUGGAAAGCUCUGUCUCUUAUUUAUUGAGAGAAAAAGCUGGACCGGUUUGCCUUGACAUGCAAGCUUUAGAGCAGAGAAGGAAAAGUAUCCGGGACACAGAAGAUACCCUUGCUCAUCACACUCUACAGCAGUACCUGUAUAAACCCAGGCAGGAGCACAAACACCUGUACAGUCGACAUGAGAUCAUGCACAGUGAAGAUGACAAACAAGACAAGGAGAUUUUCCAUAGGACAAUGAGGAAGCGCUUAGAAUCUUUCAAGAGUACCAAACUAGGAAUAAACCAUUCCAAGAAGCUCAAUAAAAUCCACAAACGAGACCGGGGCCAAAAAAGGAGAAAUAGCAGUGUCAUACCAAAUGGAAACAUUCCUUCAGAAAAUCCAGUCCAAGAUUUUGCUUUGAAGGAAAAAGAUGUGGAGUUUUCUGAAUCAGAAGAAAAUAAUGAUUAUGAGACUUUGCAUCUAGGCAAAGGAGUUGAUUUCCUGGCUAAUGUGGCAAAACAAAAUUUCACAGAUGCUCCUGCUGGUGAUAUGGACCACGAUGUUGAAAUGACAGAAUACUCCUCUUCAGAUGAUCAACUAAACCAAAAUGGAAGUGUUUCAGUGAAUCCCCUCCACUUCUUCCCCUCUUGCCUUCAAAUGCCUUGGACGCAAAACUAUUCUUCAUUGGAAAACAGAGGGAAUAUAUCUCUUUCUGCUGUUUCUGAGUACAUUGCUUCAUGUGACCCAAAUGUACCUGAUCUCUUCUGGGAAUCGGGUACAGAUAUCAAUAACAAAGAGACAGUAAACUCAGGUUAUUGUUCUGAAGUUAGCUUCAAGUCAGAGAAUUCACAAGAAGAGAAUACUUUGCUUAUGUUUGAAGGGCUGGAAGACUCCUACAUGAAGGACCCCCAAGAGAAGAAAAUGUUGCUUGAUAUAGAAGGGAAUUACAGGUCUGCUGCAGCCAGACGUGUACAAAGCCGACGUUCUUUCCACAGGCCAAAACCUCUGCAUCACCCUAAGCUUCAGAAGCUGGCAUCUCUUCCAGCAUCUUGCCAUGUCCCGCCACAUUCCUUGGAACAGGAGGAAACACAGUUGUGAGCAAGGACUUAAUUGAAAGAAGAUGAACAAAAGGCUUUUGUAAAAAUAGAAAUCAACCUUUUUGUUCAUAGGAUCUGCUCUAAUAUGGCUUCAGAUGGAAAAGGAGUGGGGUCCUGUGAUGUCAGAAACACUUGAGCUUUUCUGAUGCACUUACAUUUUUAAGUUCCUAUUCAUAAUGAAAGGGUGCAUAGUGAGAGGGAAUUAUGACUCAUUAUUUUUUUCACAUAGACUGUUACAAAUUAUUAUUUUUGGAGGAAGGCUAAAACUUUUCAAAUGGUAAAUCCUUGAUGGUUUUGAGAUGGAGAUAGUUUAUUAUGCCAUUACGCCAUAAAUACAUUUAAAGGAAAAGGCUGCAUUUGCUGCUUCAGUAAUGGAAUUAAGCAUUUAUGCUCUAUGAAAUUUAAGUAGAAGAAGACAAUGGUUAGCCUCUUCCCUGCUAAGUCUACUCUGAUUGAAAUGGAUCAGUGCCUUUUAUAAGUGCAAGCUACAGAAAAAAUAUUUUCCUUGAAUACUUGUGUCACUGAGUAAUUGUGGAAUAUUGACUCUCGUGUAAAACUUUCCAGGGAGAGGAAAGUCCUGGAACCUUGAAGUUUAAUCAAGUGCUCCAAGAGGGCCGUUUCCUUCCUUCACCUUCACUCCCUCAACUCGGUUGCACUGGAAUGAAAGAACAUCCAGGAUUAGCUCAGAAUUUUAAUUUGCACGGUCAGAAGCAAUUAAUUUCAUUUUCUUAAUCAAGCUGCCCUACUUUAAAUAGUCUCACUCAGACAGAAGUGUAAAUAUUUUUCAUUUUUACUGCUGCUUUGGAAGACAACUUCCAAAUGCUGUUAGAUUAUCAUGUUAAAUUAUGUGUCAUUUUCAAUACCUGAUCAGGAUAGUGAUCUCUCAGAUGGUGUUCUGCAUUUUGCCACAUGGUUUAAGUGCCACAAAGACUCAGGAUGCUGACGGUUCAAAGUAUUGUACAGAGGCAGUUUGGCUACUGUGCGUGUAUAUACCUACUUGUAUUAGGAAUGUCCUUUAUUUUUGUACAUGAUUUUCUGUCAAAUGAUAGUUAUGAUUGCACUACACACUUACUGUAUAUGAAUUAGAUCUACAUCACCUUGAAGACAGAUAGAGACAUCAGUGAAAGCCAAUUCAGAUGAAGACUAAAUAAAAGCUCAAACUCUGAGACCUCUCAUAGAUGUAUAAUACUACAUGCCUGUUUAUAGUCCUCUGGCUAUUUUGCCUUGGAUGAUUCCAUUCUUGAAAUUUCAGCUUGAAAUCUUCAGUGGUAUAAAUUGUAAAGGUUCUAUGACUUUAAUAGGAGAGUGAUUAGCCACUUCUGCGGUCCUAAUGUGUUCCUACUUUCUAUUUAAAAUCAAUGUAAACCAUUUGUAAAUGAGCUGUCACCUUCAGGGAGGUAUCUGAAUUGUUUAAGACUGGAUCCUGGACAGUGGCUUUACGUGGUAAAUUUUACUUUAUCUAUAGAAAUUAAUGAUUGUUUCACUCUACCUACCCAGAUUUUGAAUGGGUUUGAGAUGAUUCUGUGACAGAUAUCAAAACUGAGAUUUACCCUGACACCCAAGAAGAGCGGAUGUCCACAAUUUUUUUCUAUCUUUGUCCUGUAUCCAAAAUCUGUAUGUUAGGCUGGUGCAAAUUGCAGACAUGUGAUGGCAAAUACCAUAUACAAACCUAGACAGAUACAAAAUGUCCACCUCUAGAGACUAGACUCAGAGAGAAGUGGUUCUUUUGGUAUAAACCCACAAGCAGCUGCCUGUUUGUCUGUCAUUGUGGGCAAUGAUUCAAAUCAGUGUCCCUAACUGGAAAGCUUCAUCACCCAAAGCUAGUCUUGUUAAAAUUCAGUAAUAUAAAUACCAUUUUUGUGAAACUGAGUACAUGUGAACAUACUAUUUUGAUGAAGUAGAGCAUAUUAAUGCCGUUCUAGAUAUUAUAAUUAGAACAAGUAUAUUAGUAAUUGGCAUAGAUACGUAACAGGACCAUGACUGAUCCCAAAUGUUAGUACAGAUAAAGUGCAAUGUGCCAAAAAUCUGCCCUGCUCUCUCAUAGCAUAAUGCUGAAGUUCCAACAUCAAAAUUUGCAAGAUGCUCAUCAGGUGUUGACUUUGAAAUAAAACUUUUCUUUCUUAUUGAUAUCAUACAGAGGUAGGUCAUUGCUGUGCUGCAGUCAGAAAGAGAACUACACUGUGGACUGUUUUUCUGCAUGCUUGUUAGACCAUUACCAAUCUGGUUUUGUACACUUCAAAGGUAGGAAUCUCAAAGAAACAUUUGUAAAUUGUCAUCAGGAGAUGGGAGUUUUCACCACAUAUAUGUUGCACAAACAAGAGUAUGCAAUUUUGAAAAUCACAUAUGUUUUUAUUGUUCUUGUAAGCUUUUAGUCUAAAUAAAAAAGGAUCCAUAGACAUUACCAUAUUUACAAACACAGCAGUCUCUGUGAAAAGUCAGCAGGACCCUGUAUGUUUUUGAGAGGGCUGUGGGCUGUAGUAUUAUAAAACAGAGAAAUAUCACACCAUUUCAAACAACAGAAAUUGAAAGACACUAUAUACAAAGGGCUUACCUUUCUCUUUCAAGGGCCUUAGGCAUUUUCUAUAUGUUGCACCACUACAGUUGAGCAAAUGAAGGAUAAAACAGGCCAUUCUGAUAGUGAAGAGACCUUUCCUUGGAAUAUCUUGCAUAAUUCUUGAAGCUCUUCUGCCCCUGGAAGAGGUUCUAGUCGAAUUGAUUCCACAGCAAGGUUUUGUUUGUUGUAACUUCUCAGUUUGAAAUGUGAUGAAAAAUCUUUCAUGUCCCCAGUUUCCAUGUUUCAGAAUGUACCCAUAGUAGCUCAUAAUACUUGUAAUAGUUGAAUAUGAUUCCUUUUUUUAUCAAGGGCAACUGAUAAAUAGACACUCCCACUCUCUACCAGGGUAGAUACAAAAAACCCAACUUAUAACAGUUGAUAAUUUGUCAUACUUUUUUCUUUUUUUUGCAUACUCUUUCAUUGUACACUCACAUUUCCUGUGGUAUGUGUACCAGUGGGUGAAAGUGUUUGGCUACUUCUUCAGCAUGCUUUAAUCAGUCAAACACCAAUAAUUUCUAUCACAGCAAUAUAAAUUCAGAGCUGCUGAGGAUAUGGUUGUAAGUAUCAGCUAUUUUUGACCUGGUUUAUUAGAUUGGAAUGAUCAGUUGACAACUCAUUGACCUCUGAUGAGGCCACUUCAGUUCUUACUUCCCUGAAAACUCUGUCUCUACAUUUUUUUUUGUGACAUGCUCUGUCAGAGAAAGGAAAGCUUGGCAUUCCACAGAUGCUACUUAUUUAAUAAGUAACUAUGGCCUACCUUCUUGCAAAAACAUUAAAUGGAGAAUUAUUUUAUGUUCCUUCAACAUAUUUUGUUCCAUGAAUAAAGUUAUUUUUAACAAUGUUUAUUAUGCUGCACUAUGGUCUAGCAAUGUUAAAAAAACCCAGAAGUGUUGCUUGCAUUGAGAUGAAUUCUGUCUCUCUGAGCUGUGAACCUACUUAUUGAAAUAUAUGAAAUUAUGUUUUACAAAUACAUCGUCUAGUCAGAGAUUUAUGUAACAAAGGUUGCAAAACAAUCACGUGCCUUAAAUUGUCACUCUUUAGAGUGCUGUUGUUUGGAGAUACUUGUGUGUACUUUCCAAAAGGUGUCAACUUACUUAAUAUAUUUUUAAACAAGUGAAGUUGUUCUGCUAAUGUCUUUAUAGAAAUGUUUUAAUAGUAUAUCAGAAUGAGAAGUUUGGCAAUAAAUUGUAUCACUUUGGUGGAA